Messenger RNA from Ilex paraguariensis (yerba mate), 456 nucleotides. NCBI's taxonomy places the organism in Eukaryota, Viridiplantae, Streptophyta, Magnoliopsida, Aquifoliales, Aquifoliaceae. The record is from the annotation of a GenBank genome assembly.
AUGGGUCCAGAAGACUUGAUUUGGAGAAUGGAUGACUUGACAGCCACACUUGUACAGCAAUGUCACCAGUCCCAAGUUACUGUGCAGAGAAUCAUCGUGACCACUGGGGAUAAUGACGCCUUGCUCUUUGAAGUUUUAAAUGUGAAUGAUGAAAUUCAGAAAGUACUAUCCAAGUACGAGGAAAUGAAUAAAUCUUCAGGGAUUCCCGAGAAGCUAGAACUUGUAAUUAUGCCUAUUGUUGUUAAGCCUGAUGAAUCGCCUCACUUAGGCAAUGUAAAAGCCCUGAUACGAAAACCAGUGGGCUCUCGUGGUGGAGCCCUGGGAGGGAGCAAUGAUGACAUGAUGGAUGAUCUUGACGAGAUGAUCUUGGGUAAGAAAGCAGGUGGAACAUCUGAAGUGGUGCAUGAUACAAAAAACCAGCAAACAUCUCCAAAAGAUGAUCUGAUUAGCUUUUGA